Messenger RNA from Poeciliopsis prolifica (blackstripe livebearer), 1209 nucleotides. RefSeq names its product BRICHOS domain containing 5 (gene bricd5). NCBI's taxonomy places the organism in Eukaryota, Metazoa, Chordata, Actinopteri, Cyprinodontiformes, Poeciliidae. Gene Ontology annotation, biological process: regulation of cell population proliferation. The transcript has 6 exons. The record is from RefSeq and is a predicted model, not a curated record. Bases 61 to 690 code for a protein of 209 amino acids.
UGCAGACUGAUGCGGGCCGCUGCGUGACGAGCUGCGUGACGAGCCGCCAGAGGAACCAGGAUGGUGACGUGCUGGACGCGUUCAGGAGGCCGAACCGCGGGUGAAGGUUCUGACUCGGCCCACUUCCCAGCCAAGGCGUUCUGGAUCUGCCUGUCCACGCUGCUGCUCCUGGUGGCCAUGGCAAUGGGACUGACCCUCGCGCUGACCCGGCCGGGCUCCACGGCCCUGCAGACGGUGCGGCUGACGGCGCCGGACCAGACGGGGGUUCUGCUCAACCAGACGGCUGUUUUGGACCCGCAGAACCACCUGGUGACGCUUUUCGUCACAGCGGCAGGAAACCAGACGUCCACGGUUCUGUUCGACGUCAGACACGGCCUGAUCUGCUACCAGCCUGCAGACCAGCAGCGCUGCUUCCUCCAGACCAUGGAGCGGCCCGACUACGACCAUGUGGGCUCCCUGCUCAGCGGACAGCAGAACCAGGGAGACGUCCAGCUGUCUGGGAACGAGACGCAGAGGCGGACGCAGUUCCUGGGCGUGAUGGCGGGCGAUCAGGUGGGUGUGGCCACGCUGGACGAGCCGCUCCGGACGCUGUGUCGGGACAGAACCGUCCACCGGACCCGCAGGACCGACGGUGAGAGCAGAAACAUGCCACUGUUGAGUCUGGGAGAAGGAAGGACUCAAACCAGCUGAAACAUGAGACGAACUCUGACCUUUCAACUGACUGAAAGGUCGUUGUGUCCCUGAACGCUCAGUCACCAGAGACCAACAUGCUGCUGCCGUUUCUAAACCUACUGCCAAAAACUAACAUUUAGCCUGAAGGGAGAUUCAUGUUUGGUUUUUCAGUCAAAUUUUUACCAUUUUAUUCAUUUAUAAAUGUCAGUUUCAAUAUUUAGUUCAGGUAAGACCAGCCCCGUCUCCAGACCCUUAACAGGGCGGGCAUCGGCUUAUCGGCAACAUGAACCUACGUAGCAAUAACAAUAUGACUCAAGGAAAAGAAAAAGGUGCAGUGCAGUAAAUACGUUUCCAAAAAUGUUCCUCAAGUGAAUGUAAGAAGAACUACCAACACCAGUAGUCUAAAUGUUUAACAGGCUUAAGGUGCUGUACUGGUGUUAGCCAGUCAUCUUCUAGCUAACAUUAGCCAGUCAUCCUCUAGCUAACAUUAGCCAGUCAUCUUCUAGCUAACAUUAGCCAGUCAUCUUCUAGCUAACA